UUUUUUUUGUGUUUUUUGCUAUGCGUGGCGCACAGCCUGCUUGCAACGUGUUCUCCAAAAAUAUUUUGUUGUAGUGAAUUAAUUGAUAGAAUUUUAUCAAAGAUGAUCAGUUCAGACAGAAAGGGAACUUUCAAAGUAGAGUUCCUUCAGGAGAUUGAGAAAAAAGUACAAGAGCGAUGGGAUAAGGAGAAGAUCUUUGAAGUGGAGGCUCCUGUUGAUGGAAAACAUCAUGAAAAAUUCAUGUGUACUUUUCCUUAUCCUUACAUGAAUGGCCGUUUACAUUUAGGACAUACAUUUUCCUUAUCAAAAUGUGAAUUUGCUGCAAGGUACUACAGGUUAAAGGGUAGAAUGACAUUAUUUCCCUUUGGAUUCCACUGCACAGGGAUGCCUAUUAAAGCCUGUGCAGACAAACUCAAGAGGGAGAUGGAACUGUAUGGUUGUCCACCAAUUUUCCCUGAGGAGGAAGAAGUAUCUGUAAUAGAAGAUGGUGAUAUUGUACCAAAAGAUAAAAGCAAAGGAAAGAAAAGUAAAGCUGUUAAUAAAAAUCUAGCUGCUAAGUACCAGUGGCAAAUAAUGAGAAGCAUUGGGAUCCCUGAAGAUGAAAUCAAAGAGUUUGCGAAUGAAAGUUAUUGGCUAGAAUAUUUUCCACCAAGAGCUGUUGCUGAUUUGAAAAAAAUGGGUAUUCAUGUUGAUUGGCGUCGUAAGUUUAUAACAACUGAUGCAAACCCAUUUUAUGAUUCUUUUGUUAGGUGGCAAUUUAACCACUUAAAAGAACGUAACAAAAUUAUGUAUGGUAAAAGGUAUACAAUUUUCACACCAUUAGAUAAGCAACCAUGUAUGGACCAUGACAGAAGUACUGGUGAAGGGGCUGGGCCUCAAGAGUAUACACUUAUUAAAAUGGAAGUACUGAAUCCUUUUCCACAGGCACUCAAAUCUUUAAAAGGAAAAAAAGUUAAUCUUGUUGCUGCUACUCUAAGGCCUGAGACAAUGUAUGGUCAAACUAACUGCUGGAUACACCCUGAUAUAAAAUAUAUUGCUUUUGAAACACUUAAAGAUGGUAUUUUCAUUUCCACAAGACGCGCUGCAAGAAACAUGGCAUGGCAAGAUUUCACAGAAAAAGAAGGAGAGUUUAAAAUAUUAUUAGAAAUUGUAGGCCAAGACCUUCUCGGGACAGCAGUGAAAUCUCCAUUUACUUGUUACCAAAAGAUUUACUGUUUACCCAUGUUAACAAUAAAAGAGGACAAAGGUACUGGCAUUGUAACAAGUGUGCCAUCAGAUUCACCUGAUGACUAUGCAGCACUUGUAGAUCUUCAAAAGAAACCUGCUUUUAGAGAGAAAUAUGGUAUUAAGGAUGAAAUGAUUUUACCAUUCAAUCCAGUUCCUAUACUUGAAAUCCCAGAAUUUGGCAACCUUUCAGCUGUCCAUGUGUACAAUGAACUUAAAAUACAAAGUCAAAAUGAUAGAGAAAAGUUACUACAAGCAAAAGAAAUGGUUUACCUAAAAGGGUUUUAUGAUGGUGUUUUACUAGUUGGUGAAUUUAAAGGCAGCAAGAUCCAAGAUGUGAAGAAGAACUUGCAGUCUAAACUUAUUGAAGAGAAAAGUGCUGUAAUUUAUUAUGAACCUGAGAAGACCAUAAUAGCACGGUCAGGUGAUGAAUGUGUCGUAGCACUUUGUAAUCAAUGGUAUCUUGACUAUGGAAAUGAAGAAUGGAAGAGUAAAGUAGAAAAAGCUUUAGGUGCAAUCAACACAUACCAUGAUGAAGUCAGAAAAAACUUUCAAGCCACCCUUAAGUGGCUCCACGAAUAUGCAUGUUCUAGAACAUAUGGUCUUGGAACCAAACUGCCCUGGGAUACGCAGUGGGUAAUUGAGUCAUUAUCGGAUUCUACAAUUUAUAAUGCCUACUAUUCCAUAUCACAUUUUUUACAAGGCAAUACCUUCAGAGGGAAUAAAGAAAAUGCACUUAAGAUUAAACCAGAAGAAAUGACAGAUGAAGUUUGGGAUUAUAUUUUUUUCAAAGAUGCAGUUUACCCAAAAAGUACAAAGAUAGCAAAGAAAUCUUUAGAACUUAUGAGAAACUCUUUUCAAUUUUGGUAUCCAGUUGAUUUGAGGGUUUCAGGCAAAGACUUGAUUCAAAAUCACCUAACCUUUUAUGUGUAUAAUCAUUGUGCUAUGUGGCCAAAUGAGGAAGAUAAAUGGCCUAAAGGCAUCAGAGCUAACGGUCUGUUGAUGCUGAACUCAGCGAAAAUGUCAAAAUCCGAUGGAAACUUCUUGACACUGACCGAAUCGAUUGAGAAGUUCAGCGCCGACGGUAUGCGUCUGACUUUAGCCGACGCUGGAGACUCUGUAGAAGACGCCAAUUUCGUAGAGAGCACUGCAGAUGCUGCAAUCCUGAGACUUUAUACUUUCAUUGAGUGGGUAAAGGAAAUCAUCGCUUCCAAGUCCAAUUUAAGGCAAGGAGAAUUCAAUUUCUAUGAUCGAGUCUUUAUCAGUGAAAUGAACAUGAAGAUCCUUGAGACGGACGACAACUACAGCAAGUUGCUAUUCAAGGAGGCCUUGAAGACAGGCGUAUUCGAACUGCAGGCGGCGCGGGAUAAAUACCGGGAGCUUUGUUCCGAGGACGGAAUGCACGCGGCCCUCGUCACGCGGUACAUAGAGACGCAGGCCAAAAUUAUGUCGCCCAUCUGUCCUCAUGUAGCCGAGCAUGUAUGGGAGCUGUUAGGAAAUCAAAAAAGCAUCCUGCAUGAAAAAUGGCCAGUAGCAGGCGAGAUAGACGAGAAUGCUGUGAAAGCUAGUAAUUAUCUGAUGGAUGCCGCCCAUUCCUUCCGAAUUCAUCUGAAGAACCACUGCGCCGUCAGGAAGUCCAAGAAAGGGGAGGCACCAAAGCCGGAGAGAAAGCCUAACAGAGCUGUCAUUUGGGUCGCCAAGGAAUACCCCAAGUGGCAACACAUCAUACUGUCAACAUUGAAGGAGCUCAAUAGUGCAUCGGGGCUGCCCGACAACAAGACUAUAUCCAGUAAACUGGGGGCAAUCCCGGAGUUGAAGAAGUACAUGAAGAGAGUGAUGCCGUUCGUGCAGACGACCAAAGAGAAUAUGGAACGAAUAGGCGCGGAGGCUUUAUCUGUGGCCCUGCCCUUUGAUGAAGCCGUCAUUCUACUCGACAAUAAGCAGUACUUACUUAGCACUUUGGAUCUGGAUACGAUUGAAGUGAAAUACACCGAUGAUCCGGAGGCAUCGGAGAAGUCUCGCGAGGAUUGCGCUCCCGGCGCGCCCCAUAUCAACUUCUACGCGGAUCCGGGGGUGGAUGUCACCGUUAUAAACCCGACGCCACUCAACGGACUGUUCUCAGUCACCGUAGGCGUCUCCAACGGUGACACCGUGGAGAAGAUUAAAACGAAAAUCGUUAAGGAAAUCAAAGCUAUAAAAGAUGUGAGCUGUCUGAAAGUAUGGCGAUAUAGUGAUCCAGUGCUAGGUCCAAGGAAGAUACCUAUUUCUGGUGACCACGAAACCAAAUGUAUUGUUUUGGAAAAUGCAGCAGUAUUAAAAGUUGAUGUUGACACUAGCAAAGUGGAACUAGUCAGUAACGGAAAAAAUAUAGAUCUGGGAAGACAAAUGGUGUAUACUUAUGAAAAGUAAGACUUUUCAUAUUUGCUCUAUAUUUAAAG
Molecule: messenger RNA, 3662 nt
Organism: Chilo suppressalis (striped riceborer)
Lineage: Eukaryota; Metazoa; Arthropoda; Insecta; Lepidoptera; Crambidae
Source: the annotation of a GenBank genome assembly